Betta splendens (Siamese fighting fish) is the source of this 2550-nucleotide messenger RNA. It is a transcript of the gene prkg3, whose product is annotated as protein kinase cGMP-dependent 3. Bases 352 to 2373 code for a protein of 673 amino acids. Gene Ontology annotation, biological process: protein phosphorylation. Lineage: Eukaryota; Metazoa; Chordata; Actinopteri; Anabantiformes; Osphronemidae. Gene Ontology annotation, molecular function: ATP binding; cGMP-dependent protein kinase activity. The record is from RefSeq and is a predicted model, not a curated record. The transcript is spliced from 22 exons.
GGUGGGAUGGGAGGCGCCUCACUCCAAGGUUAAUGAUUCAAAGCAGGAGCUGCUCGAGAUUGACAGAUAGACAAAGAAGAGGAAAGACUGAAAGUGAGAGAGGGAGGGAGGUGGUCAGAGGUAAAAAUAGGAAAAGCCGAGGAGCAGAGAUGACACCGUAAGCUGGGAACGUGUGCAGGACGUGUAAUGCGAGGCAGCGAGCCUGCAGACUACACUCAGGUGUGUCCGGUGUGUAGACAGUCUGGGGGUCAGACAGGACAGGUUAUUAUUCAGUUCCUAUGGUACUUACAGUUAUUAUAGGUUGGGCAGACGCUUCUUAUCUUCUCUUCUGGCCACUUACAGCCUACAGUCAUGGAGAAGCAACUACAGGAUUUGAGGCAGCAGCUGGAAAAACAAUGUCUGAUCAACCAGGAGCUGCAGAGACAGAACAAAGACCUGGAACAUCGACUGCAAGAGAAGGAGAAACUUUUGCAGGAGCUGCAGAGUCAGUAUCACGAACUGGAGGCGCCCACCCUCAGCGCCAACGAGAGCGAACCCGCGUACAGGACGAGCCGCGCCGCCGUCAUCGCCUCGGAGCCCAUUCCGGAGACCGUGGAGAUCACGCGCAGCAGGGUCAAGAAAACAGCCAGUGAGACGAGCCUCAUCGUCAAAGCCAUCCAGAAGAACGACUUCCUGAGCCGCCUGGACGAUGAGCAGACGGCCAUGAUGGUGGACCUCCUGGUGGUGUCCAACCUGAAGGUGGGGGACGAAGUCAUUCAGGAGGGCACCGAAGGCGACAGCAUGUACAUAGUUGCAGAUGGCGUGCUGGUGGUCACGCAGGCGGGUCGUGAGCUCCGGACCCUCAGCAGUGGGGACGUGUUUGGGGAGUUAGCCAUCCUGUACAACUGCAAACGGACGGCCACAGUCAAAGCGACGUCGGCGGUGCGACUGUGGUGCAUGGAGCGACACACCUACAGGACCAUCAUCACCAACAAGUCCAAGAAGAAACGGGAGCAGCUCAUGCGCUUCCUGAAGACGGCUCAGACUCUGAAGGACCUCAAUGACGUCCAGCUGUCCAAGAUCAUCGACUCCAUGGAGGAGGUGAAGUACCAGGACAAAGACGUUAUAGUCCAAGAAGGGACUGAAGGAGACACAUUCUACAUCAUCCUCAAAGGAGAGGUCCUGGUGACCAAAAACGUGAACGGGCAGCAGAAGCAGAUUCGCAGGAUGGUGGAAGGGGAGCAUUUUGGCGAGCAGGCCCUCAUACGGGAGGUGCUGAGAACUGCCACCUGCACCGCUGACGGGCCCGUUACUUGCUUCUCCAUCGACAAGGAGGUAUUUGAGGAGACGAUUCCAAUAGAACACCUGGAGCUGUUUGAUGACUCCAAAGUGCUGCAGCAAAGUCGAGCUCCGGUAAAGGCGAGUCUCAGCUCCACCCUGACGCUCGAGGACAUGGUUCCUGUGUUCUACCAGGAGGGCCGUUACCAGGGAGACCCCGUCACGCUCGGCGUCGGGGGCUUCGGUCGCGUCGAGCUGGUGACCACGCUGAAGCAGGGCAAAUAUUACGCCAUGAAGCGAGUCAGCAAGAAGCACAUUGUCUCCAAGAGACAAGAGGAGCACAUGCUGUUCGAGAAGAAGAUCCUUAAAGCCAUACAGUGUGACUUCAUCGUCAGACUUCAUGCAGCUUUUAAAGACACGCGAUACAUCUACAUGGUGAUGGAGUUCUGCAGCGGAGGAGAGAUCUGGACCAAGCUCAAAGAAGUAGGGCGAUUCGACGAGCCCAUCGCCGUGUUCUGCGCCGCCUGCGUGGUGGAGGCCUACUCCUACCUCCAUAAGAAGAACAUCAUGUACAGAGACCUGAAGCCCGAGAACCUGAUGAUGGAUGUGAAGGGUUACAUCAAGCUGAUAGACUUUGGUUUUGCUAAGGAGCUGGUGCGUGGGGAGAAAACGUACUCGUUCGUUGGGACUCCUGAGUACAUCGCUCCCGAGAUCAUCAAGAACCAAGGACAUGACUUCGCCGUCGACUUCUGGUCUCUGGGCAUCCUGAUCUUUGAGAUGCUGGCAGGAAGCCCCCCCUUUUCAAGUUCCGAACCCCAGAGGAUUUAUGCCAAGAUUCUGGAUGGCGUGCUGAAGUACCCGCCUUUCAUGAACGAGGCGGCUAAAUCUAUUAUCAGUAAGCUGUGCAGACCUCGGCCAGGUCAGAGGUUAGGGAACACCAAGAACGGCAUCAAAGACGUCCGACAUCACCGGUGGUUCAGCAGCAUGAACUGGCACAAGCUGCGCGUGGGUCAGAUCAACGCCCCCACGGGUCCCUGCUACAUCAACUUCGAUCGUUUCCCUGCCGACCAGAAUAAGGCGGACGAGGAGUUUUCUGGCUGGGACCGUGACUUCUGAUCCUGACAAACAGAGGAAACUUCAUACAUUUAAUGUUAUUUUACAAAUAACACGGGCUCAUUUUAGCGUUUACCUUGUAGGAUCUCGUUUUCGCCACCUUGUCUGUAGUUUAUACAGAUCACACUGAUGACUUUUUUCUACCUGAUGGGAUCAGCAAAUAAAAGCUCUCAUACGCUG